GUCACCGUUUGAUUAGCAUCCCACCUAACCAACAAUUGUAUAGGCAUAUUUAUGAUACGUUACUGGAAUCCUCACUUUUUCGUCGCGCAUGCGCAUGAGUUUACCCAACUUUUUAUCACUACUUCUAUCGUGCCGGACUGUGUGACAGUGCUGACAGUGCAUCCAGUGGCACCGGCUGUGAUCGACGUUUAUUGAUAGUGAGUGUGGAUUCAGUUGUUUAACCGACUGCCACGUAUAUACUCGGUGACACGUCGCAGUCAUGUCGUGCAACGAGAACGCCGUUGUACCGCCGAGUAAAAAGUUAAUGACGACAUGCACAAAUGUGUCAGAACAGGCACAUCAUGUGUCGCGGGCGAAGCGAGGUCAGGCGAUCGGUAACAUCCGUGGUUUCCGGGGUUGUACGGUAUGGCUAACAGGUCUGUCGGGUGCCGGGAAGACUUCCAUCUCUUUCCAAGUAGAGGCGAUUCUGGUGAACCAUGGAAUUCCUGCAUAUGGCCUAGAUGGCGACAACGUGCGCAGCGGCCUAAAUCGCAAUUUGUCCUUCAGUAAGCAAGACCGCAAGGAGAACAUCCGUAGAGUGGCAGAAGUGGCGAAACUGUUUGCUGAUAGCGGGCAAAUUUGCCUGUGCAGUUUUGUGUCUCCCUUCGAGGAGGAUCGGCAAAUGGCCAGACAGAUCCACAGGGAGGCUGACUUGCCGUUUUUCGAGGUAUUUGUCGACACGCCAUUACAAGUCUGCGAAGCCCGCGAUACGAAGGGUCUGUACAAGAAGGCUCGCGAGGGCACGAUCAAGGGAUUCACUGGCAUUGAUCAGAUGUAUGAACGGCCAGUACAGCCUGACCUGGUCGUCAAGACGGAAAACUGCACUCCUGAAGAUUCCGCGUCUACAGUGAUCGAGUUCUUGGAGAAAAACCACAUAAUUCCGCAGCUCGAAAAGCCGUCAGCACCGAUCCGAGAGCUACUCGUGCCAUAUUCCAGAUUAGUCGCUACGAAAGCGGAAGCAGAAACUCUCCAGAGUGUGGAGAUCAACAAACUUGAUGUGCAAUGGGUGCAGAUUUUGGCGGAAGGUUGGGCGGCACCGUUAACGGGAUUCAUGAGAGAACAUCAGUACUUACAGUUCAUAUCCAAUCACACCUUCGACAUACCAUUUAAGGCUCAGCAUUUGCGAUGCUUGUUGGAAGACGGCAAGGAGGUGAACCAAUCGGUACCAAUCGUAUUGGCCAUCAGCACGACAGAGAAAGAUCGCUUGGAGGGCUCGUUUGCCGUGACAUUAAGAUAUCAAGGCAAGGCCUUGGCAAUUCUACGAAGACCAGAAUUCUAUUACCAUCGAAAAGAGGAGCGCUGCUGCUGGCAGUUUGGUACCAACAACUUGGCACAUCCGUACGUCAAAAUGAUACACAAUUCCGGCGACUGGUUGAUGGGCGGUGACCUCGAAGUGCUCGAGAGGAUCCGUUGGCAUGACGGCCUCGACAAAUAUCGACUUACACCCAACGAGAUCCGUAUCAAGUGUCGGAAAAUGAAAGCCGACGCAAUAUUCGCUUUUCAACUGAGAAACCCUAUACACAACGGUCACGCGCUGCUGAUGCAGGACACAAGGAAACGUUUGUUAGAAGAGAGGGGUUUCAAAAAUCCUGUGUUACUACUGCAUCCACUGGGCGGAUGGACAAAGGAUGAUGACGUGCCGCUGUACACUAGAAUACUUCAGCAUAAGGCUGUUCUAGACGAAGGCGUGUUGGAUGUCAAUUCCACGCUGCUCGCUAUUUUCCCCAGCCCGAUGAUGUAUGCUGGACCGAUUGAGGUGCAAUGGCAUGCGAAAGCCAGGAUGAACGCUGGCGCGAACUUCUACAUUGUCGGCAGGGAUCCAGCGGGUAUUCCACACCCUGAUAAGGAUGCCACGCCAGACGGUAAUCUCUAUGACCCCACUCACGGGGCUCGCGUACUCUCCAUGGCCCGAGGUCUUCACAGCCUGGAGAUAAUACCGUUUCGCGUGGCUGCCUACGAUAGUAGGCACGCCAAGAUGGCUUUCUUCGAGCCCGAGAGAAAGCAAGAUUUCGAAUUCAUUUCGGGCACCAAGAUGCGAGGAUUGGCAAAAGCUGGCCAAGAUCCACCGGAUGGUUUCAUGUCGCCCAAGGCAUGGAAAGUACUCGCGGAAUACUACCAAAGUCUUGAUACAAAAUGAACCAAAUGACUAGAAGUAUAUUAAAAUUAAAAGAAUGUUAGGAAUUACACUACGCGCAAAAAUAGGAACACCACUUGAUACGUCUUCAACAAAUAUAAGCAUAAGUUUUAAGCGUAACUUGCUUACAAAUAACGAUAGAGUUUAGUAGAAAAAGCAGCUUACUGAGUAUUUAACGUUACGCCUUUUCAACGUGUUUACUAAGCGAUUUAGCAUAUCACGAGUAUGCUAGAACAAAUACGGGUAUGUGACAAUUAGAGAUGUGCGAAUCAAGAAUUUUCAUGUUGAAUCGAAUCGAAUC
This is a messenger RNA of Harpegnathos saltator (Jerdon's jumping ant), 2474 nucleotides long. RefSeq names its product bifunctional 3'-phosphoadenosine 5'-phosphosulfate synthase. The record is from RefSeq and is a predicted model, not a curated record. The transcript has 7 exons. Gene Ontology annotation, biological process: sulfate assimilation; 3'-phosphoadenosine 5'-phosphosulfate biosynthetic process. Gene Ontology annotation, molecular function: ATP binding; adenylylsulfate kinase activity; sulfate adenylyltransferase (ATP) activity. Bases 260 to 2176 code for a protein of 638 amino acids. NCBI's taxonomy places the organism in Eukaryota, Metazoa, Arthropoda, Insecta, Hymenoptera, Formicidae.